CUGAAGAAAAAAUGACUAAAUUAGAAUUUUUGUUGGUUUUGGCACUCUUUAGUAGCAGUUACGCUAAGGUAACUCUUCCACCGGAGCUUCAGGAAUAUGUAGACGAUUUACACAAAUUGUGUCUGGAUAGAAGUGGACUCACAGAAGACCACCAUUCAGCUUACGAUAUAAAACACAAGGACCAACAUAUGAUGUGUUACAUGAAGUGCCUUAUGUUGGAAUCGAAAUGGAUGAAACCGGAUGGCACAAUUGAUUACGAUUUUAUAGAAGCACAAGCUUAUCCAGAAGUCAAAGAUUUAUUGAUGGCUGCAAUAAAUAAAUGUCGACAAAUUGACGCUGGCGCCGAUUUAUGUGAAAAAUCGUACAAUUUCAAUUAUUGCCUUCAUCUUGCUGAUCCUGAGAACUGGUUCUUGGUGUAAUGUUGGAAUCACUGUAUAUCGGAUUG
Molecule: messenger RNA, 445 nt
Organism: Sitophilus oryzae (rice weevil)
Lineage: Eukaryota; Metazoa; Arthropoda; Insecta; Coleoptera; Curculionidae
Product: general odorant-binding protein 83a-like
Exons: 7
Coding region: 12-419 (135 amino acids)
Biological process (GO): sensory perception of smell
Molecular function (GO): odorant binding
Source: RefSeq, a predicted model, not a curated record